AUGUGCUGCAUCAGGCACAUCGGGUCCAACUUCUUAAGGAGGUUCAAGGAUCCAUAUUUGCAUAAACUCGUGGUGAACACAGGCUAUUCUAGGACGGAGCAGGAGUACAACAAAAACUACCAAAGGCUUAAAGAGCGGGGUAAAGCAUAUACUCAAUGGUGCGAUGAGAUCGGUGUUGAGAGAUGGGUGUUGGCAUUCGAUGGUGGUCAUCGUUGGGGUCAUAUGACGACAAACUUGGUAGAGUGCAUAAAUUCUGUCCUGAAGGGUGCACGCAACCUUCCUGUGACUGCCCUUGUCCGGUCAACUUUCUAUCGGUUGAAUGAGUUGUUCACUCGGAAGAGUACCAAAGCUCAUGAGCGUCUUCGCAACGGAUACACGUAUUCAGAAUUCGCAACGAAGAGAGUUGAAGAAAGCUUCCGACGGGCAGGAAACAUUGUGGUCAACCGGUUCGAUAGGCGCAACGAGAUAUUUGAGGUUCGCAAAAUGCAAGAUGGUACUAUUUACACUGUUAACCUUGCGCAACGACACUGCGACUGUGGCCAUUUCCAAGUCAAGCGACUUCCAUGUCGCCACGUGCUUGCAUGUUGCGCCAACCAGCGUCUUGAUUGGCAAGCGUACAUGCACAAUGUGUACAAGAUGUCUGAAAUUUGCAAGGUGUACAGAGGCGAGUUUGUUCCAAUGGGUGACCCAUCUACGUGGGAUAGAUACGAAGGAGCGAAGGUGAUCGCCAACUGGACAUUGAGGCGCGCGACAAAAGGAAGACCGAAGUCAACCCGCUACUUGAAUGAGAUGGACUCGCGUGAUAUGCGUGGUCCUCGCCGGUGCACUAUAUGUGGACGCGAGGGACAUAGCCGCAGCCAAUGUCCUCAGCGUGCAGGUCCAAGCUCCGCUGGAGGUCAUUAG
Arachis ipaensis is the source of this 903-nucleotide messenger RNA. RefSeq lists its product as uncharacterized. The record is from RefSeq and is a predicted model, not a curated record. Lineage: Eukaryota; Viridiplantae; Streptophyta; Magnoliopsida; Fabales; Fabaceae. Gene Ontology annotation, molecular function: zinc ion binding; nucleic acid binding.